Lathyrus oleraceus (garden pea) is the source of this 965-nucleotide messenger RNA. Its product is annotated as DExH-box ATP-dependent RNA helicase DExH9-like. The coding region runs from base 300 to 956 and encodes 218 amino acids. Gene Ontology annotation, cellular component: nucleus. Gene Ontology annotation, biological process: maturation of 5.8S rRNA. Gene Ontology annotation, molecular function: ATP binding; nucleic acid binding. The record is from RefSeq and is a predicted model, not a curated record. NCBI's taxonomy places the organism in Eukaryota, Viridiplantae, Streptophyta, Magnoliopsida, Fabales, Fabaceae. The transcript has a single exon.
GUGAAAUUCACAACUAAGUCCUUUAUCGGCCUUGAUGUUGUGAACUCUAUUCAGCUUCUCGGUCCUGAAUAUGAACUCUUGAAGAAGAAGUAUCUGGAUGAAUCUUCUGAGCGAAAACGACUUCACAAGUGCAAUACGAUUGUCUUCACGACGUUUCAUAUCCACAUGGUUACGUUCACGCUUCAUCUUCUACUACUUCUGAUUCAUCUCAACCCAAAGAACCUGCUAAGAAGUUCCCGUUUACACUUGAUCCCUUUCAAUCUCAAGCUAUUAGUUGUCUUUAAAAUUCUGAAUCCGUUAUGGUAUCUGCACAUACAUCUGCUGGGAAAACUGUUGUGGCUUUAUAUGCAAUUGCUAUGUCGCUUCGAGAUGGUCAACGUGUUAUCUAUACUUCUCCUAUCAAGUCACUUAGUAACCAGAAGUAUAGAGAAUUUAAAGAAGAGUUUUCUGAUGUUAGUUUGAUGACUGGUGAUGUUACCAUUGAUCCCAAUGCUUCUUGCUUGGUGAUGACUACUGAAAUCUGGCGAAGUAUGCAAUACAAAGGGUCUGAGGUCACUAGGGAGGUGGCUUGGAUCAUUUUUGACGAGGUGCAUUACAUGCGCGAUCGAGAAAGAGGUGUGGUUUGGGAAGAGAGCAUUGUCAUGUCGCCAAAGAAUGCUCGUUUUGUCUUCCUGUCUGCUACUGUCCCUAAUGCCAAGGAAUUUGCUGAUUGGGUGGCAAAGGUGCACCAACAGCCUUGUCAUAUUGUUUAUACAGAUUACCGGCCAACUCCCCUUCAACAUUAUAUUUCUCCUUCCGGAAGCGAGGGUCUAUACUUAGUGGUAGAUGAAAAGGGAAAGUUUCGCGAAGACAGUUUUCAUAAAGCUUUGAAUGCUCUUGUUCCCGCUGCUGAUGGUGAUAGGAAAAAAAGAAAAUGCGAAGUGGCAAAAAGGUCUGGUGCUAGGCAAGGCAGUUGAAGAAAGCGA